Molecule: messenger RNA, 2542 nt
Organism: Diospyros lotus (date-plum)
Lineage: Eukaryota; Viridiplantae; Streptophyta; Magnoliopsida; Ericales; Ebenaceae
Product: delta-1-pyrroline-5-carboxylate synthase-like
Exons: 20
Coding region: 7-2280 (757 amino acids)
Cellular component (GO): cytoplasm
Molecular function (GO): ATP binding; glutamate-5-semialdehyde dehydrogenase (NADP+) activity; glutamate 5-kinase activity
Source: RefSeq, a predicted model, not a curated record
UAUAAAAUGGAAGAGAGUCAGUCACCCUUUGGCCGUCUCUCUUUCCAGCCGUUCAUUUCCGAGUUGACUCACAUCCGUUUUAAACCCAUCCCACGACGAGUCGACCCGCCGGAACUCGCUCCCCUUCCACUCAAAUUCAUGGAUCCUACUCGAAGUUUCGUCAAGAACAUCAAGCGUAUCGUCUUCAAGGUAGGAACAGCUGUUGUCACGAGGGAUGAUGGAAGAUUGGCAGUUGGUAGAGUUGGCGCUAUUUUUGAGCAACUUGAAAGACUCAAUUCUCAAGGUUAUGAAAUAAUUUUAGUGACUUCAGGAGCUGUUGGUGCUGGCCGCCAAAGGCUUAAAUACAGGAAAUUAAUCAACAGCAGUUUUGCUGAUCUCCAAAAACCACAAGUUGAACUUGAUGGGAAGGCUUGCGCAUCUGUCGGACAGAAUGGUCUCAUGGCACUUUAUGACAAUUUGUUCAGUCAGCUUGAUGUGACAUCUUCUCAACUUCUUGUGACUGAUAAUGAUUUUAAGUCCCAAGAAUUCAGAUCACAACUAUCUCAAACAGUGAAUUCGUUGUUAGCUCUGAGGAGUAUUCCUAUUUUUAAUGAAAAUGAUGCAAUAAGUACCAGGAGAGCACCAUAUGCGGAUUCUUCUGGUAUAUUUUGGGAUAACGACAGUUUGGCAUCUCUGUUGGCUCAUGAACUGAAGGCUGACCUUCUGGUCUUGCUGAGUGAUGUAGAUGGUCUUUUUAGUGGCCCUCCAAGUGAUCCACGAUCAAAGUUGAUCCAUACAUACAUAAAAGAAAAACAUGAAGGAGCAAUUACAUUUGGAGGGAAGUCCAGAGUGGGAAGAGGGGGUAUGAAUGCUAAAGUAAAAGCUGCUCUCAGUGCAGCUGAUGCUGGUGUCCCUGUUAUCAUUGCCAGUGGUUUUGUUGCUGACAACAUCAAAAGAUUCAUAAAUGGGGAACGUGUUGGUACUCUCUUCCAUAAAGAUGCACAUCUUUGGCUUCCACUUACCGAGAUUGGUUCACGUGAGAUGGCAGUUGGAGCACGUGAUUCUUCCAGAAAACUUCAGGGUCUAUCUUCACAAGAAAGGGAAAAAAUUUUGUUGAAGGUAGCUGAUGCACUGGAAGGAAAUGAAGAUAUAAUCAUGACUGAGAAUGCAGCUGAUGUUGCAAAUGCAGAGAGUAUUGGAUAUGACAAGUCAUUAGUAUCACGUUUGGCCCUGAAGCCUGGAAAGAUAGCUGCACUUGCAAAAUCUAUUCGUGUAGUUGCAGGCAUGGAAGACCCUAUUGGUUGUAUCUUGAAGCAAACAGAGAUUGCUGAUGGACUAAUCUUAGAGAAGACAUCAUGUCCUUUGGGUGUUCUGUUGGUUGUUUUCGAGUCUCGACCAGAUGCACUAGUUCAGAUAGUUUCAUUAGCAAUUCGGAGUGGGAACGGGCUCCUGCUGAAAGGAGGGAAAGAAGCCACACGCUCAAAUGCAAUCUUGCAUAAGGUAAUAACUGCAGCCAUUCCAGAUACUGUUGGUGAGAAACUUAUUGGACUCGUGACUUCAAGAGAAGAAAUGUCCGAUUUGCUCAAGCUUGAUGAUGUGAUAGAUCUCGUGAUCCCCAGAGGCAGUAAUAAACUUGUUUCUCUGGUAAAGAGUACGACAAAAAUUCCUGUUCUUGGUCAUGCAGAUGGGAUAUGUCAUGUAUAUGUUGAUAAGUCGGCUAAUAUGGACAUGGCAAAGCGCAUUAUCUUGGAUGCAAAGAUGGAUUAUCCUGCAGCUUGCAAUGCUAUGGAAACACUUCUUGUGCACCAUCAUUUGUCGACCAACGGUGAGCUCGAAAAGCUUGUUCAAGAAAUGCAAACUGAAGGUGUUACUCUAUAUGGGGGAGCAAGAGCAAGUUCUCUAUUAGGUAUUACUGAGGUAGAAUCAUUUCACCAUGAGUAUAGUUCAGGGGCCUGCACAAUUGAGAUUGUUGAUGAUGUGUAUGCUGCUAUUGCUCACAUAAAUGACCAUGGAAGUGCCCAUACCGACUGCAUUAUAACUGAGGACCAAGAAGUUGCUGAAUGCUUCCUACAGCAUGUGGAUAGCGCCGCAGUAUUUCACAAUGUCAGUACAAGAUUCUGUGAUGGAGCUCGUUUUGGACUCGGGGCAGAGGUAGGGAUCAGUACAAGUCGGAUUCAUGCACGAGGUCCAGUAGGAGUUGAAGGGCUGGUGACAACGCGAUGGAUUCUAAGAGGCAGCGGGCAGGUGGUUAACGGCGACAAAGGCGUGGAUUAUACCUUCAGAAACCUCAGUAUCAAGUGAUAGAAUUGCAUUUGGACAUAGCUAUGUCCCAACAAUUUUGGUACUUGACACCCCCACCCCCCCCCCCCCCCCCCCCCCCAAAAAAAAAAAAAAAAAAUCCCUUUUGGGCAUAUUUUGCUCAAGUUUAACCAAGUAUUAAAAUGGUCUUUAAUUCAGUUGCUUUAUUAUGCUUCAAUUUGCUACUAAUUAGUUGAAGUGUUAGCCAUAGUGCCGUGAUAACAAAGGAUUACAAUCUAAGGUAUGUUUGUUUAGUCUCUAAUCA